Molecule: messenger RNA, 843 nt
Organism: Microsporum canis CBS 113480
Lineage: Eukaryota; Fungi; Ascomycota; Eurotiomycetes; Onygenales; Arthrodermataceae
Exons: 2
Coding region: 1-843 (280 amino acids)
Source: RefSeq, a predicted model, not a curated record
AUGGCUGUCGACUAUCGGCAUGGCGUUGCUAUCUUCAGUCUAAUUAUCUACCUCCCCUGCUUCUUUGUUGCAGUAUAUGUUGCCCUUCGGCACGGCUUUUCAAAGGCAGCAGGAUGGUACUUUCUCGUCAUACUCGCCUUAGUUCGCAUCGUUGGUGCAUGCUUGGAGUUAGCGACAAUAGCAAAUCCUACAGAAGGCCUUUACACCGGCGCUGCAGUGUGUAACUCUGUUGGGAUAUCUCCAUUGAUUCUCGCCUGUGUUGGGCUCAUGCAACGAGCAAACAAUUCCAUAAUAAAUAGAGGCCAAAAGGGAGUUCCUCCCAUAGUGUUCCGAGUAGUAGCACUCUUGGUACUUUUGGGCCUUAUUCUCAGCAUCGUUGGUAUCACUGGUCAGAAUGACAACAGCAUGCCAUAUAUGCCAAAUGGAAAGAGCAAAGCUGCUAUCUGCAUCACCCUCGGUGUUUGGGUCAUCGCCGUUGGUUUACUUUUUAUCAUCCACGGAAACAAGAAAUACAUUCCUUCUGGCGAAAAGAGACUCUUACUGGCAGUCGCAAUCUCCCUCCCGUUUAUCCUCGUCCGCUUGAUAUACAGCUUCAUCAGCGCUUUCAGCCAUAGCAGCAGGUUUAGCAUUGUAUCCGGGAAUGUUACUAUCUACCUGGUUAUGGCUGUGCUAGAGGAAAUGAUCGUUGUUAUCACCUGUCUUGCAGUUGGAUUUACCCUGCAAAGAGAUGGAGUCGCAGCGUACCAGAGCGAACCUGCGUCUGCAGAGGAAGAGAUGAAGGUUUAUCAAGAGGGUCAUGACAAUCGGUACGGACAAGGUGAUCUUCUGUCCAGCCGUCGUUGA